CACGGCCUCGCAGACGCAGGCGCUGGCAGCCGGAGAGAAAGUUCCCGGGGAGAGCUCGCCCCCAGAGGGCCGUCGUCGAGGCUGCUCGAGGCGAGGGUUGCAGGUCCCGCGCGUCCCGCCUGCCUCCCCAUCUGAGCGCACUGGGCCGCCGGGGCUUGGCUCUCCGGGAAGCAGGGAAACAUCGCUGGCCGGCGGCCGCCGCCAAACUUGGAGGGGGAGGAUGCUGCGAGUGCGAGCGGCGGCGCAGGGCGCAGGGGCACACUGAGUGCUACCGGGGCUGCGGCCGGGUGAGGGCGCCGAGGCUGAGCGGGCAGGUAAGGGGCGCCAGCGCCAGGACUGCGCCAGCCCUGCGAGCCAGGGCCGCCAGCGCCACCGUGCCGGCGUCGCCUCCUCGCCACGGAGCCACGGUGAGCGGAGCGCGCACGCCGCGCGCGGGACUCUGAGCUCCGGCCGCGCCGCGCGCCUGCACCUCCUCUCUCCCCUCUGGGCUUCCCCGCCGAGCUCGCCCGCGGGCCAUGAAGCUUUGGCCCGUAGCCCCUCGCCUCUGAGCCUCGCAUCGCCCGCUCCAGUCCACGCCGCUCCGCCACAGAUAGCACUCCGGCCAGUGGGGCUCCCCAUCCUCUGCCAGAGACUGCAUCCAGGCGCUCCGGGAUGGCGCUCCGCGGCCCCCCGCGGCCGCGCAAAGUUCGCAGGAGACGAGAGAUGCUGUGGCAGCAAGUUGGCUUCGUGUGCGCGAUUUUGGCGCUGGUGUGCUGUGCGUCUGGUCUCUUUGGCAGCUGGGGGCACAAAACAGCUUCUGCCAGCAAACAUGUUUUACCAGACACAUGGAGAAGUAGAAGGCUGAUGGCACCAGUGAAUGGGACUCAGACAGCUAAGAACUGCACAGAUCCGGCGAUUCAUGAGUUCCCCGCAGACCUGUUCUCCAAUAAAGAGCGACAGCACGGAGCCGUCCUGCUACAUAUCCUUGGUGCUCUGUACAUGUUCUACGCCUUGGCCAUAGUGUGCGAUGACUUCUUCGUUCCGUCUCUAGAGAAGAUCUGUGAGAAACUCCAUCUGAGCGAAGAUGUGGCUGGAGCCACCUUCAUGGCUGCGGGAAGCUCGACGCCAGAGCUGUUUGCCUCUGUAAUUGGUGUGUUCAUCACUCAUGGGGAUGUCGGGGUUGGGACCAUCGUGGGCUCUGCCGUGUUCAACAUCCUGUGUAUAAUCGGAGUUUGUGGACUGUCCGCAGGGCAGCAGGUCAUCCGUCUGACGUGGUGGGCCGUGUGCCGAGACUCUGUGUACUACACCCUCUCUGUCGUUGUGCUCAUUGCCUUCAUAUAUGAUGAAGAAAUUGUGUGGUGGGAAGGCCUGGUGCUCAUCGUCUUGUACGUGUUUUACAUUCUGAUCAUGAAGUACAAUGUGAAGAUGCAGGCCUUUUUCACAGUCAAACAAAAGACCAUUGCAAAUGGCAACACGGUCAGCAGUGAGCUGGAGGAUGGUAAUGAUUACUGUGGUAGUAGCUCUGAUGACCCUUCCAUGCCAUUGCUGGGGCAAGUGAAGGAGGAGCCGCAGUACAGCAAAAACCCAGUGGUGAUGGUGGAUGAGGUCAUGAGCUCCAGCCCUCCCAAGUUCACCUUCCCAGAAGCAGGCUUACGCGUAAUGAUCACCAAUAAGUUUGGGCCCAGGACUCGUCUGCGCAUGGCCAGCAGGAUCAUAAUUAACGAGAGGCAGAGGCUGAUCAGCUCGGCAAACGGUGUGAGCAGCAAGCCACUUCAGAACGGGAGACACGAGAGCAUAGAGAACGGGAACGUUCCUGUGGAAAACCCUGCAGAGCUGCAACAGGAGCGGGAGCAGCCGCUGCCACCCCCAGAGCCAGAGCUGGUCGAGGCCGCUUUCCUGUCCCCCUUCUCCAUGCCCGAGGCAAGAGGGGACAAAGCCAAGUGGGUGUUGACCUGGCCACUCAUCUUCCUCCUGUGCGUCACCAUCCCCAACUGUAGCAAGCCCCGCUGGGAGAAGUUCUUCAUGCUCACCUUUGCCCUUGCCACGCUGUGGAUCGCUGUCUUCUCCUACCUGAUGGUGUGGCUGGUGACUAUUAUUGGAUACACCCUUGGAAUCCCUGAUGUCAUCAUGGGCAUUACUUUCCUUGCAGCAGGCACAAGCGUUCCAGACUGCAUGGCCAGCUUGAUUGUGACGAGACAAGGCCUUGGUGACAUGGCGGUCUCUAACACCAUAGGAAGCAACGUGUUUGACAUCCUCGUGGGACUCGGUGUACCGUGGGGGCUGCAGACCAUGGUUAUUAAUUAUGGAUCCACGGUGAAGAUCAACAGCCGGGGUCUGGUCUACUCUGUGGUGUUGCUGCUGGGCUCCGUCGCUCUCACCGUCCUCGGCAUCCAUCUGAACAAAUGGAGGCUGGACCGGAAGCUGGGGAUCUACGUGCUGGUUCUCUACGCCAUCUUCUUGUGCUUCUCCAUAAUGAUAGAGUUUAACGUCUUUACCUUUGUCAACUUGCCGAUGUGCCGAGAAGACGAUUAAAACGUAGCCACUGCCCCCCACGCCCGGGAGCUCUUCUGGACGCUCCGGCGCUGGCGUCCUCCUUCUCCUCCCCUCCCCCACCACGAGUCUCUCCUGCAUCGGCAGCCACCGCCUGCUCUUUCAUGCACCGGAAGGAAGAGCCAUCGUGGUCUUUGUGUGGUCACGGGCCAGGCUGCUGGGCCUCCUCCGCCUGGGAGUUCUGCCCCCCAAAAGGCAAGAUUCAGGGGGCGCUGUUUGAGCAGCUUCUCAGCCCUCUGAGCCACCAGCCAUAGGGACGUGGCAUGUGUCUCCUCUUUUGGACACUUGGAUCACGAGGACUUCUGUGUGCUGGUUGUCCUUCUGUCGCACUGCGGCCUUGGAAAUGAGGCGGGCGGUGAACACAGGGUCUCCUGUGGCAAUGCAGAAUAGGAGCGUUGUUCUCAAGGGUCCCCUCUGGGCCAGAGAGUGUGGGCUCCUUGGGCAGCGUGUGCUACUAAGAGCUUCUGAAUCCUGCCGGAGGCACGGUUUGUUGGGAGUUUGGGGCUGUGACGGCAAGCACUCCAACCCUUUAUUCUGAAAAAAUUGCAAGAAUGGAAACAGUUGUUCACAGCAGAAGAGAGAAAACGAGUGAAUAUUCUUAUCACUUUCAUUGAUGCAUUCAGAGAACGAGCAAUGAAACAUUAAAAAUAAAAUGUUAGCUAUACAUCUUCAUACUUGAAAAAUAUCAUUCCAUACAAAGAACCUUGAUGGGGACCAAAAAGGUAAUGCUUAUGGAAAACAAAUCCUAUGUAUAUCGUGUUGCACUGACACUAAGAUGUUUGGUUUGGAACAUAGAAAAGAGCGGAAGACUAACAUCUAAACGGGUGCUAACUCAGAGACACGGUGGAGAUGGUAGUUUACAGCCAUUCAUUCCAGACUUCCUGUGGCAUGGGACGCACUGUCAGUUUGGGUUUGUCAUUCCUUGUUAAUGCUCUGCUCUCAAAACCACCCUGUUCAAAGGCCCAAUUGUUUAUAUGCCCAACAAAUUUCAUAGCCUGCUGAACUGGAAUGCGUGUGCCGGAAAUAAUGGUUACUGACAAGAAGAGAGAUUUCCUGAAAAACCACCAGUUGCUCUCUGCUGAGCUGGAGGCGAGUAUGAAAACCGUAACUUGGAAUUUUUUAGAGCUAAGGUUGUUGAACCUUAUAGUUUGCUCCACAGGAAAGGCCAAAGAUGGGAAGUUGAUUCAAAAAUAGAUAGAAACAUAUUAAACAAUUUCGACUGCUUCAUAGCUCUCAAAUAUAUAUUAAAAAGAUUUACGAACACAAACCAUUCCUGGUUUCUAAAAAGAAAGCACAAUUCAUUUUAUAUAGAGGUGUUCUUUUUUUAUUUUUUUAACGUUUCUAUUGCAAAAGGCUAUCAGAUUUGAUGCACUUUUAAUAUUGGGCUGUUUUGCACAGAGGACUGUAUGGGAAUGCCCCAUGAUGCUGUGAGGAAAAGAGGCUUUUCGUGAUUCACCAGUAAUCAGUCAUGGGUGAUGAGUGUAAAUCCAACAGCUUAUUCUUUCCUCAGGCACAAAGGUUGUGACCCGCAGUGGAAUUUGUGGCUGUGCUCUUUGGGGCCUCCUGAAUUUCAGAAGGAGGACGUGUUCAAGCUUACGUCCCUAAAAUUCCCUUAGCACAGGCCUAAGACAUGACAACUCCAUCACCAGGCUUCUCUUCUGCAUCCUCAUCAGUGUUAAGACUUCUCUUUUCGUUUCUCUACUUAGAUACUCAGUGGUCUUCUGGUUGAGGAGAAGGGCGAUUUUCCUAAGAAAUUAGCUAAGUGGGAGGCCAGGGAGCCCGUUGGUUCAUCAGUAUAAAUGUCUAGAUGCAGAGGGUUUCAGAGCCCUCAGGACCGCUCUGUGCCCUCAUAAAAUAGCAGCCUGGUCAUCUCCAUCUUCUCCAUCUAACAGACUCAUCCAGGUUUCAAACUGUGUCUGUCUCUGUUUGGCGUCUCAAAACUGCCCUGUGACGUAAGUAGGGAUUACUGUCCCCGUUUAACAGGAAAUGUAGUCUUGGAGAGGUCAGGUGACUCUAGGUCAAUGGCUAGUAAGUAGCAGAACAGGGACCAAGCUCCAGAUCGCCACCCGGCUGAGCCAGUCCAGUGUGUGGCCAUCCUUGGUGGGGCGAGUGUGCCUAUGUCCUUGUCCUUGGGGUUGGUUGCUCCUUAUUGCUUGAGUCAAAACUUCAUCAAGUUUCUAAUUGACAUCUGGGUGCUCCAGCUCACAUCCUAAUAUUUAUCUCCAACCUGUGUCCCUAUUAUUUUCCAAUAAAGACAAAAAAAUAUUUUUAGCCACAACAAGGCACAGGCUACACGGUCCCUGAUGACAUCCCUGCUGGUGUUCAAUUCUUUGAAUCCUCGUGUAGCUUUCAGAGAACACAUCCUAAUCACCCACCUCUUCCUCAGCAGAACCCAUUUGAGAUUAUAAAUAUGCUGCAGUUGCAGUUUGAGACAAAAAAUAAUGUUUCUAGCGUGUAGAGCAGUCCUCCUGGCUAAUUCUCUUAUGACGUUAAUGUGCCAAUGUAACUUCCUUAAAGGAUCUAUGCAUUUAUUGUAUCUAGGAAACUAUAUAUACACUGUAGGUGCAGAAUUCUCUUUUUUAACUAGAUAUUUUUCCAUCUCAAGUUUAAAGAAUUGCUUGAUUAAUUAGGCCUUCAUUUUAAAAUACUGCUUUCAUCACUGCACAGGAUUACUUCCUUUAUUUUAUCCGAAGCUAGUUAGCAGAAGGUAAAGUUACUCUGCUACAAAAAUAGGCAAUCUGAAAGAUAAACUUAGCUCUUCAAAUUGGGGGCAGAAAAUGAACCACUGCCCUCAGAUAGAAAACGUCUAUAAAAGCAGGAGCUGGUGGUUCCUGUCCAUUUCUGGUUUGGAAUUUACCUUCGCCAGCCCAAGCAUAGUCAGGGGGGAAGGGGUGCAGUGUCUUGAGAACGCAGCCCUGGAGGAAGGUUCUGGGUCAGCUGCAGUGAGAGACUACUGUUAAGGGCAGGUCAGGGGCAUCCCACCCCCAUCCUUCCUGUAACCCACAGCUGCUGGCCUCUGUGUUUGUCUUCCGCGUGCACCGAUCUUGUGAGUUUUCACCUGUUCAUUACCUGCUCCCCCACCCCUCACGCCGCCUAUUAAGGCUGUUUCUUGCUUCUCCCCGUCAAUCUUCUGCCUUUACAGACCCAAGCAGCUGAAAAGGCAUAACCCCCGGGGAGCCAGCUGAAACCAGAUGGGCAUGCCCACCACUCCAGGGCAGCCCUGCAGACCCCGACCAAAGACCCCUUCUGGGCUGCCCAGGGUCUAGGUCCCAAGGGAAGAAACUGCCCCCUCUUCCCUUUUGACGAGGAUUUGCAAGGCUUGUAGCAUCAGCAGGAGACCAGCCCUCAGGGAACACCAGACUCCACAAACAGGCUGGGAAUCCAGGAAGGGUGUGGGCAGCCUCUUUGGCUGACACCCUUCUUUCCUCCAGGCAUUUCCCCUCCCUGAGCCCUAGGGCCCCUCCCUCUCCUUAAGGUGGAUGUGGACAGAAUCGAGAUGGACUGGGAGAGGGUCACUUCCUUGCCUCCUUCCCCAGGUGUGAAAUGGGCUAGCGGGGUUAAGGUCUGGAGCAGGGCAGGAGAGAAGCAGAGAGCCUCCAGCUCGGGCUGGCCCCUGUGAGCUCGUGGCCCUCCCGUCCGCCCUGAUGCUGAGUGGGCCCUUAGGCCUGGGGUUGGCCUCUCACACGCCACCCUUUCCUUCUCUGGUAAGCCCUUUUCCUCCCCUGGCAGGGAAAAGAUGGUUGUACAGGUAUGUGACAGGCUCUCAGCAGAUGCUUGUUGCUUGAAUAAACAAAGAACUUGCCUGUUAGGGUGAAAAUCUUCAGGAGGUGGUUCCCGAGUCCUGUGAUUUAAAUAUUCCCAGGUCCCUCUAACGCCUUCUGAACAUCAUUUCUGUGUGAGUCUUGGGGCAGUUAGCAGAUGCGCCCAGGGCCCCUGAGAUGGGCCACAGCUCAGCAACUUCGUCACCACGUGGUGCUCAGAGAAACUUCCAGAAAUUUUUGAAAACGCUCUCUGGGCAGCUCUUGGGUGGCAGGAAGUCCAUCAUCCCCCAUCCAUCCCUGCACCCAAUGUGGUGCCCCUGGCCCCUGCCCUUUCUAUGUGGAUUCACCCAGAGCAUCCGGGCAGCCCACCAGCUGUGAGCCCUUACUCUCUGCAGCUGGUCACAUGAGCCCUUCAAGUGCGAAGAUGCUCACAGGGCCUUCUGGAAGCAUACGGAAGGGGCCCCUCCAGCACUGGGUCACUCUCCCCCACUGUGUCUGUCAUGGGGGUGGUAGAACAGGAGGGUCUUUGCACGGGCCCAUCCUACAAGGCAAGACACAGGUGGGACGCAGAUUUCGAUACCUGGCUCGUGUAGGGCCCCUUUGCCUUGCUGCAGAGACCUGUUCCCCCAAGGGCACAGUCCACAACAGUAUUUUUGGCUGUGUUGGGUCUUCGUUGCGGUGUGCAGGCUUCUCAUUGUGGUGGCUUCUCAUUGCAGAGCACAGGCUCAGGCGCGUGGGCUUCAGUAGUCGUGGCUCAUGGGCUCAGUAGUUGUGCCUCGCGGGCUUAGUCGCUCCGCGGCAUGUGGGAUCUUCCUGGACCAGGGAUCGAACCCAUACCCCCUGCAUUGGCAGGUGGAUUCUUAGCCACUGCGCCACCAGGGAAGUCCCGUAACGGUACAGAUUUUUAAAAGGCUGUUGCAUUUGCUUCUUAAUAGGGAAUACUAAAUUGGGACACUAGCUUAGUACGUGCUUAACUUCAAACCUCUUAGCCAAUGGGGUCAGUCUUCGAAGUCACACGCUACCCAAUCUCAAGGAAAUCGUACCUGCAUGAAAUGGGGAGAAGUGCUUUUCUCCCAUCCUGCCACCCAGAAGGAGCUAUGUUCUCCAUCACAACAGGGAAGCCAGCUGGGUUGUAUUAGAGCUUUGAUUAUUUUAUGGGGAUUUUUAAAAGUUCUCACUUUUCAAUGACAAAUGGCUCCCCAGUUCCCUUGGUCUCUGCUAAAUCCUCACACACUGCUGGGGGCCAGGGGCGUGCUUGGUGUCAUCUUUUACCUGCGUGCUUCUGAGUCUUUCCAUCACCUCUUAUGGUGCCAGUGUCUGGUCAUCAAGGUGGCGUGUCCUCCGCACGCUUUGUAGCAGGGGUUGAGAACAUAUCCUCUUCUAGUCUGGGAAAACAUCUGCUUCCUGAACACCCUGAUACAGAACCAGGGCCACGGGAGGUGGCUCUGACAGUUAGAAAUGCCCACUGUACCCAUGUGAAAGUCACGUCCUUGCUUGUGUGGUUUUUCCAUCGUUAGAUUUAUGGGCCUGGGAUAGGCUGCUGCUUGGUUAAAAGCCCUAUGACGCACACGGGCAUAUCCACACCUAUUCCCACAGUUGCCGGAAUUCAGACAGUUGCUUUUUAUGCAACACGUUGGUUGGGACUUAUCCACAGUAGAAGCCAAUAAAGCCCUUAAUCCGGGAGAAAGUAUGUACCCUCGCCACCCCACCACUGGAAAACAUGCUUUUUAAACUAUCGAGAAAAAGUCUGUACAGCUUUUGGUUUCUAGUCGCAUGGUUUGGUCUGAUCGGGCUUUGUGCAUAAAGGAGGAUCCCAGACAAUGGAACUGUCCCUGCUCCCACCUCCAGAAGUUCCCAGAUACUUGGGAGUAUCCGGAUGGACACGAAGUCCCCAUUCAACACAAGGAGCGAGGCCUUUGCUCCCACUGAAAAUGGCUGGGAUGUGAGCCAGGCAGCUCUGUUUUUCCAAAUCAAACGUUCUGGAGGGUUUUUUUCUGGCCUCCCCUCCAGAGGUGCCCUUCUGAGCUAUAGAACACUUUCUGGCACUUUCUCCAUGUGACUGGACCUAGGCUGUUUGGGGGCCCAGCGGCCAGAGCUGUGGCUGAGCCUCUGUGGCCAGCUCUAGGGGAGCCUCGUAGGGGGUCUGCUGGCCUGGGAGACUGGGUGUCUAAUUCAGAGCACACGCUCCCUGGUAGAGUGCCCUCUGUAUAUGUCUCCUGUCCAGCUGCUGCCAGUUGCUAGGUGUCUAAAUACAAAGCGAGCCUUGAUUACCUAGAGAGGAAAGAGCGCUGCCAGCCAGAUGGGGCCAGGCGCACGUGCAGACGCAGGAGCUGCCGAGGGAAGGGCAGGGGAGGCCUGGCACAGCCCAGGUGCCCAAGAGGCAGACUGGGCACUGUUUCCACAGGGCCAUGGGAUCUUCCUGGGACCCAGCAAAUAGCAGGUAAAUAGAACCAGAGGGCUUUCGUGCCCAGAAAGAACCCCCUUAGAAACAACCAACACCAAAAACUUCUGAGGCUGUGACCCAUCCCUUGAGUCCCCAUGAGACAAUGCCGGGAUGCUAGGCUGAACGCUGCCGUCUUUGUUCAUCUUCUCUAACAGGUGAAGCAGGAGCAGUGAGUUGAAAAGUUGUACAUAAUAAAUAUAUUUAUCCUGCUAUUUAUUUUUUCAAUAACUGUGACCUCCUGCACUGUGAAUGCUCUGUGAUAUGAGAUCCUUAGUUUAAUAAAACUGUCAUUAAAUUUGAAUGAAUUGAUAUUAUUGGUUACUAAACACUGGCAUGAGUUUAUUCUUAUUGUGAAGAAAAAUCUAGACUAAAUAUUGAACUAAAUCUUUAUAAGAAACCUAAAAGUCAGUAUUGUAAUGCAAUAUAUGAAAAUCUGUACACUGUCAAUAAAAUAAGCGAAUACAAGUUGUCUUUCCCUAUA
Molecule: messenger RNA, 9214 nt
Organism: Orcinus orca (killer whale)
Lineage: Eukaryota; Metazoa; Chordata; Mammalia; Artiodactyla; Delphinidae
Gene: SLC24A4
Product: solute carrier family 24 member 4
Exons: 17
Coding region: 652-2511 (619 amino acids)
Biological process (GO): intracellular calcium ion homeostasis; calcium ion transmembrane transport; sensory perception of smell
Cellular component (GO): membrane
Molecular function (GO): calcium channel activity; calcium, potassium:sodium antiporter activity
Source: RefSeq, a predicted model, not a curated record